This is a messenger RNA of Cercopithifilaria johnstoni, 1938 nucleotides long. NCBI's taxonomy places the organism in Eukaryota, Metazoa, Nematoda, Chromadorea, Rhabditida, Onchocercidae. The record is from the annotation of a GenBank genome assembly.
AUGUCUACGCCACGUGAGAAAGAUAAAUCAAAGGUCAGACUAAGAAGCAUAUUAGGACGUUUUUUCAAUUCUAAUAACAAUGAUGUCAGUUCUUCAUCAGCAUCAUACUAUUCCGGGCCGGGAGAAAUCAGUUCUCCUUAUAAUACCGUCCAUCGAAUACAUGUUGGCUAUGAUGGGAAGAAAUUCACAGGCUUGCCGCAACCUUGGAUGGACACAUUGCUUCGUGAUAUUAGUGAAGCCGAUCAGAAGAAGAAUCCUUCAGCAGUUGUUUCGGCCUUGAAAUUUUAUGCAAAAACUGUAAUGGCACAGGAGGCUGAUAAGCAGAAGUUUAUGAUUACAAAUUCUCAGUUACCAUUUGACGACGAAAAUGAUGAAGAAUCUACGGCGCCUAUUCAGCCGGUUGCAAAAACGGAUGAUAUGGGCAAUAUAAAAGAGUCUCGAGAUAUGGAGAGCGAUAGUUCAGCAGAGAUCUCUACGGCAAUACCAUCCAUUACAACUAGUGGAUUUUCAACUGCCGCCCCACCAAUAAUACCUCCUCGACAUUCACAGCACCCUGCUGCACCACCAUUACCACCAUCGCGAAAUUCAAAUAGUACUGCAAUAAUCAAUGAAGGAAGUAUUGAAGUUUCAUCGAACGAAGUUUUUAUCAAAUCAGUAGUAAAAAGCGGUACUCGGAAAACACCACCUCCAUUACCACCAAAACCAGCGCAUUUAAAACCGUCAUGUUCAAUCAGUGAGCAGUUGACAGCACAGCAAGAUGAUCGAGAUAGUCUGGGGUCCGAGUCAUCUUCCAAGAUUUCUGAUGAUGUUGAUUUGAGUAUGGCUGUUGAACUGCACACCGGGAAUGAGUUAGUGACAGCAACAACGCAAUGCUCAGAAAAUGUCACAUUGGAAGACAAGACGACAAAUGCUAAUCCUAGAAUUGAUAUCGGCAGUAAAGAAACAGCAAAUGGGAUUUGUGAUAACGUACAAGUUAGGAAGAGGGCGCAAACAAAUGAUAAAGGAACAGAUGAAGCUUCGAGUAAAUCUCAACGACAAAAGCCUAGUGAUCAAGAAAUAUUGGAAGAACUGAAACAAAUAGUUAAUGAAGGUAAUCCAACGGACCGAUAUGAUUUGCUUCAGAAGAUUGGCAUAGGCGCAUCGGGUCAUGUUUAUACCGCACGUGACAAAGUUACGGGUGAAGUGGUUGCCGUAAAGCGUAUGGCAUUCAAAAGUCAGCCAAAGAAAGAGUUAUUGCUCACGGAAAUUAAAGUUAUGCAGAAAUACAAGCAUGAAAAUCUUGUCAACUACAUUGAUAGUUUUUUGGUGGAUGCGGACGACUUGUGGGUUGUCAUGGAUUAUUUGGAGGGUGGUAAUUUAACAGACGUUGUUGUAAAAACUGAAUUGGAUGAAGGUCAAAUUGCUGCAGUUCUGAAGGAGUGUUUGAAUGCUCUGCAAUUUUUACACAGUCACAGUAUAAUACACCGAGAUAUAAAAUCGGACAACGUUUUGCUGGGAAUGCAAGGUGCCGUAAAAUUGACAGAUUUUGGCUUCUGCGCUCAGAUUCAGCCUGGAUCAAAAAGAGCAACAAUGGUAGGAACACCGUACUGGAUGGCUCCCGAAAUUGUGAAUAAAGUGAAAUACAACUAUAAAGUAGACAUCUGGUCGCUUGGAAUCAUGGCCUUGGAAAUGCUGGAUGGAGAACCACCAUAUCUUUACGAAACUCCCAUCAAAGCGAUAUAUUUAAUAGCUCAAAAUGGAAAACCGGAAGUUAAGAAAAAGAAUUCCUUAUCUCCAGAAUUUAACGAUUUUCUGGAUCGCUGCUUAUGUGUGAAACAGGAAGAACGAGCUGAUGCCGAAGAAUUGUUACAGCAUCCGUUCAUCCAAAUGGCAAAACCAUUAAGUUCACUCAUUGCUUAUAUACGCGCAGUCAAGGAACUGAAGCUGCAGCAAAGGUGA